AUGCCAGAAGAACAAAAAGUUUUUAGGCUACAUGAUGUUUGGCGUACUUGCAAUAAGAUACGAGCCGCUGCCUUUCGCAUCGGACUCGAUUUAUGGGAAUACUAUAAACCUUUAGAUCCCGACAACCGCUAUGUGAUAUCAGAAUCCAAAUUUAUUUCCGUUUUGGCCGGACCUUUAAAAGGCCUGAUUGGCUUAUCGGAUAAAGAAAUCUGUGACUUGGCGGAUUAUUUUCGGAUUCAGGAUGGCCGAAUUCUUUAUUCGCAAUUUUGCGAGAUUAUCCACGAUAAUAUUCCUAAUUUUGAGAAAAACAAGCCUCUUGUGACCGGUUUGGAAUGGGAGGAUCCGUUACAUGUAAAUGUCUUAAGUUGCAUGGAAACACGAAAAUUAAAUCUGUUAAUCACUCAGAUCGCCGUGCUAGUGAACAAAAGAAAAAUUGCACUUUGGCCAUAUUUUCAAGAUUACGAACUGAUUGCGAAGAAUGUCGGAACGAUCACUCUCGCACAUUUUGGUCGUAUUUUAAAAUUUCUAGGCAUCAUGCUUGGUGCCGAAGAAUUUCGUCUGCUUGUAAAAAGAUUUGGCAAAAAUGCCUACACUGUGAAUUAUGUGGCAUUUCUGAAGACAAUUGAUGAAGUCAAAUGCUAUUUAGAUGAACAUGGAAUGAUGAAUUUCAGUGGGGAAUUGCUCGAUCAAUUUCCUGGUCGACUAAUUACGGUUGAGCUGCCUAAACUACCACGACCGGAAAUCGGCAAAGUCAUGCCCAGUCAAAUAUUUGGUAGACAAACGGUUUUUCAUCCAGUAAUGGAACCGACGAAACAAAUGAUGCCUACGCUAGAAGUCAUUAAACGUAUCCAGAGACACAUUCUCGAGCAUCGAAUACGUAUUCACGAGUUUUUCAAGGAUUUUGAAUAUCUGAAUGACGGUAGAAUAACCGUCUCACAAUUUCGAAGAGCGCUAGACGCACUUCAAAUAUCGUCUUUGGGCCGUUUAUGUUUGGUCGAACCGGAAGUCGACGCCCUGAUCGCGCUUUAUAUAGAUCCAGAUGAUCCCAAUCGCGUAUGUUGGCGUACGUUCGAGGAUGAUAUAAAUUAUGUCUUUACCGUGAAAGGACUUGACAAAUUACCGAAUCUUAGAGUGGAAUCACCGCCCCAAGAAAUAGCUGAUCUAUCUCGAAGAGGCACAUCAAAUUGGCAAUGCGAGCCGAAGAGUAUAAAAGAUCUUUGCGAACAUGUCUUGCAGAGAGUAAGGCAGCGAGUCGAAGAAAGGAGGAUUCUUUUGAAACAAUUCUUCAAGGAUUACGACAAACACAAUCGCGGUCAUGUAACGCGAGCGCAAUUACGGCAAGUGCUUAUUACGGCGACUAUACUAUUAUCUCCGGAGCAAGUGUUUGCAUUGGAGCAAAGAUAUAACAACGAUUUGGGAUUCAAUUACACUCAAUUUCUGCAGGAAUUGGAAUCUCAAUCGAUCGUAGAACCUUUAUAUCUUCAGAUGUUGGAGUAUAAAAAAAGAAUCAACGCUGAAAAGCUACCGUCUGAACCUCACGAGGACGAAACUAAUAUCGUAUUGAUUUUAGCUAAAAUUAAGGCUAAAGUCGUGCGCGAAAGAAUAAAAAUACUGGAAUUUAUGCGCCAAUUCGAUAGACACAAUCAUCUUGUCAUUGAAAGGCCAGAUUUUAUUAGGAGUCUGGAUCAACUUCGCUGCGGUUUGACACCUGCAGAAGUAGAUACCAUUACGAAGGCUUUUCAGAGUUCUGCAAAACCUCUUGUCAUCGAAUAUGUGAAGUUUGCCAAAAUUGUGGAAGAAGCGGUUGCAACAGGAGGUUUGGAAAAAGUUCCGCUUUUAGUUCCCUUGCAACACGUGCCCUCCGAGGCGAGUGAUAAGACUUUUUUGAAUUUCGACGAACGACAGACGGUAGCAAUUGCGAUAGAUAAAUUAUGUAAAGUGCCAAGUCCGAAUUUGGAGGAAAUCUUCAAAGAUUAUGAUAAGGAGAAUAUCGGUACCGUAUCCAAGGAUCGCUUGAUUAAGGCAUUGUCGAUCAGACAAAUGUUGGAGCUUAUUACUAACAAAGAAUUGGAUGCCGUACAUAAGUGCUUCUCCAUUGAGAGAGGUGGUCGCCUGGAAAUUGAUUAUCGAGCCUUCCUGCGCGCUUUAUACUUGUCACAAGAAAACAAAAAAGUUUUGCCCUUUUAAAAAGACGCGGCGGAUCCUACGGCAAGUAUAAAAACUGAGACUGUUUCCCUCUUCUAUUAUCUUGUGCUAUAUAAUGAAAUUAAUGCAAUUGUAAGAAACGAUGAUAUAAAUCUCGCUUAUUUUUACAUAAUAAUGUAUAAUAUUGUUUUGAAUUUAAUGACGCAUCAACUUUGUAGAGAAAAUGUGCAACUUUCAAAAAUCUAAUGCAUAGUUAUAUCUAUCUUCUAGUGCAAAUAAGUAUUUAUGUAUCAUGUGAAGAUAAAUAUUUAUUGCCUAAUUUUCGCAACAUUCUUUAUAGAUGAAUUUUAGUAAUAUUUUUACAUAUUUAGAUUUUUGAGGCAUAAUAUUAUAGAAAAUAUAUCUUUGAUUAAAUAUCUUUUUUAGAAUUUUGAUAUGUGAUUAUUUGUAACUGAUGUGGUUACUUAAUCAGAUUCUUAAUUGAAUAAUAAAAUAAUGAUUUAAAGAAUUACAUUCAUAGAAUUAAGCAGAAUUUUCGUGGAAUAUAAUUUGUACACAAUGUUUUUGAAUUAUUAUAUUUAAAGGUCUUUUUCGUCGUGCAACACAUGCGUGUUUUGUAUCCACCUUAAUAUUAUGUAUAUUGUUACAAAACAGGCGAAAGAUCUUUUCGUCUAAAUAGGACUGUCGUAAGAGCAUAGUUUGCUUACAUGAUUUAUAAAACUCGUCAAACCAGCUCUCUUUCGAGAAGGAGAGCUUCUUUUUUUAAUUCGCUGAUUUAAUGCAUCGAUCUUUGGCUCUCGUAUGAUUCAUCCGCGUUUCGAACUAGCUUUCAGGAUUCAAGUUGGGAGGAAUAUAAGAAGGAUAGACGCCUUAUAGACCGCGGUAAUCUUGAUCUUCGAUGAUUUCCUGUAACAUCUAGCAAG
Cataglyphis hispanica is the source of this 3068-nucleotide messenger RNA. RefSeq lists its product as uncharacterized. Bases 1 to 2187 code for a protein of 728 amino acids. The transcript is spliced from 12 exons. The record is from RefSeq and is a predicted model, not a curated record. Lineage: Eukaryota; Metazoa; Arthropoda; Insecta; Hymenoptera; Formicidae. Gene Ontology annotation, molecular function: calcium ion binding.